CUGAGAAACUUGAAGCUAAGAGACACAGACUGGACUGUGAUAGGCUUGCCUUGUCUAUUUACUUACUGAAACAGCAUCAACGAAAGGAGAGACUUCUAAGACACAAAUAUAACAUAUUUAUAUAUUCUGCUGAGAAUUACAACUGGAGGGAAAUAAGAAAGAUGAAAAUGAUGACUUUCUCCAACUGGACACAACCGUUAUCCACAAUGGUUCCUCUGUUGGCACCGAAUGAAACGUCUGGUGAAAAUGAGGAAUUGGAUCUGCAAAACGAAAGCUGGGAAUUCUACAUUUAUUAUUAUGGAGUGUUCUGUUUGGUGGCCGUCGUUAAUUUAACUGGCAAUUCACUGGUAAUUAGUACAAUAAUAAGACACCGCCAAUUACAAUAUUGUUGUAACUGGUUUCUUCUCAGUUUGGGCUUCUCCGACCUUCUACAGGGUUUUGUCUACCCCAUAUAUAAUUUGUCACACAUCGAGAUAUCGGCUAUCAGCGAACCUCUUGGAGCUUGGUCCCUCUGUCAGUUUCUAUUGACUGAAGUGCUUGCCUUGGACUUGGGAUCUUCCUACCAUCUUGUCUGCAUCACUGUGAUCCGAUACAUAGCUGUUGUUCACCCAUUAAAAUACCACAACUAUGUCAAUGAGAAACGGAUCCUGGUCUGUAUUGUUUUCAUAUGGCUCUCCACCCAGACAACAAUAAUUCUCUUGUAUACAAUAUACAUACCAGAAGGAGAAUACGUAGGAGCUUGUCGGUAUGAGAACAUAUUCCGGUUUGCACAUACCAAUAUACUUUUUAUCAUUCAACUAUUCCUGCCAUUGACCAUAAUGACGUGCUUAUACGUUCCUCUGAUACGAAUUGCCCGGAAACAGGCCAAAGUGAUUGCUAUUCAGGAAUGUUCUGUGACACGGUCAGCCAUAACAAGCCAAGAGAGAAAGUCAACUUACAUGGUUACAUCGCUUCUUGGUUGCUUUGCCAUCUUCUGGACUCCUACAGUCAUUUAUUUUUAUGCCAGUAUUGCUCUAAAAGGAAAUAUUAACCAUUAUAUCAGGUAAGUUCUUCAAGAAAUUAAUAAUGAGUAUGAAGAUGAUUAAGGUAACUCCUUUGACAGCAUU
Molecule: messenger RNA, 1106 nt
Organism: Octopus bimaculoides (California two-spot octopus)
Lineage: Eukaryota; Metazoa; Mollusca; Cephalopoda; Octopoda; Octopodidae
Product: histamine H2 receptor
Biological process (GO): G protein-coupled receptor signaling pathway
Cellular component (GO): membrane
Molecular function (GO): G protein-coupled receptor activity
Source: RefSeq, a predicted model, not a curated record